Messenger RNA from Dinoponera quadriceps, 3522 nucleotides. Its product is annotated as sterol O-acyltransferase 1. Gene Ontology annotation, biological process: cholesterol metabolic process. The transcript is spliced from 9 exons. Gene Ontology annotation, cellular component: endoplasmic reticulum membrane. Lineage: Eukaryota; Metazoa; Arthropoda; Insecta; Hymenoptera; Formicidae. Bases 559 to 2214 code for a protein of 551 amino acids. The record is from RefSeq and is a predicted model, not a curated record.
CAAAGACACCGCUGCCAUCGUGGUGUGAGUGGAAGACAAUUGUACUCGUGAGCGAUGUCGCGGUGUACCACUCAUCGAGGACCAUCGCACGACGAAGCGCGCGACGGUCUCUCCUAUUAGAUCAGUGCGCACUGUACCGACGAAAGUGAUAAUAAGUGUCGUCGUUCGCCAGCCGUCUCGGUCAGUCCGCGUGUACGGAGCGAGGCUUGAGUAGUCGGUACGGUACAGCGCCGCGUGAAGCGUGACAGUGUCGAAUCCUUCCCCUGGGGAAGAGGAAGAAGAAAAUUUACGAAGUCGCGGGCCGAAAUCUGUGAAAGGAAGCGCUCUUGCCAAUCGUAAACAUUGGCGUAAACGCCAAUUUGUCCCUCGUUGCGAAUCACCGGAUAUCAAGAUAUUUGUUCAGUCAACAUCGUCGUCAACUCUCCGACAAGUCUGUCUCUUCCCUCUGCGACAAGGAUCGUGAUGACGUGAGGCUCUAGCGGGGAAAUUCGGCGCGGAUCAACGACAGUACGACGUGCGGGGAUUCGUUUAUUAGCGGAGGAGAUCGUCGGGAAAAUCAUGAGCACUUCGCCGAUCACGAAUUCCGUCUCAAUGAUCGGGGACGACGCCCCCCGGUCGGCCGGCGAUGUGACCACCAAGGAGACGACUCUUUGCCGGAACGGCAUCUUGAAGAGCAUUAAUCAUGGAAAAGAGGUCAACGGAAGUAUGUCCGCAAAUGGCCCACGUGAGAUGGCUAUCAAUGGAAUGCUAAAAUGUAUGCAGGAAAUGAGGGAAGACGUUUUGGAGCAAGUAAAUGAUCGCAUCAACCACAUGAUGUCGGAACUAAGGCAGAGAAUAGAAAAGGAAGAGGAAGACCCAAGUAAGGAGAACAAGUACGACGAUAAAAGACAAUCUAACAAGGAGGGUGUGCUGCCAAAUAAGGUAUUCCUCCCGAGGAACUCGCUGCUCACCGAUCUUCUGGAGAUACCGCACAUCCAGACGGUUUACAACAUAUGCCUGAUGACUUUCAUACUUCUCUUUCUCGACACAAUAGCGCAUGAUCUCAUGGACACGGGCACGCUCUUCAUCGGGACUUACACAGUGCAGAAGGCCUUUGCCAAGUUCCCGACGUGCCUCUACAUCUGGUCGUUCAUGAAGAUCUCGACACUCGCUCUCUACGUGCCGUUCAACAUCUGGGCAUACCAGCGGCUCGAAUUCGUGCUGAAAUCUCUUUUUCAGAAAAUUUGGGAUUACGUCUGGCUGAUAACCUUCAUAUCUUAUCAAGUUCUCUUCGUCGUUCUCCCGAUCAAGGCACUGCUCAACGAGAAUCUCCCUGUAGCGUGCAGCGUAGCUCUAAUCAUGGAACAACUACGCUUGAUGAUGAAGAGUCACGCUUUCAUAAGGAGCGUAGGAGCCAAAUUUGUGUCGUAUAAACCACACACGGAAACCCCAAAACCGAGCAGUCCAGGCUUCUCGCAUUACUUGUAUUUUCUGUUCGCGCCGACACUGGUAUACAGCGACAGUUACCCCAGGACGAAAGUGGUCAGGUGGAAAGCGGUGUUCCGCAAUUUUAUCGAGGUCGGCAUGGUGAUCUUCUAUAUCGCCUUCAUCAUGGAACGUUUCGUGGCGCCGACCUUCCAUGUCUUCGGCACGAAACCCUUAAACUGGAGGUGGUACGUGAAGAAUAUCUUCGGAAUGAUGAUGCCCGGCAUACUCAUAUGUGUCUCCUCAUUCUAUUGCUUGCUGCACGCCUGGAUGAAUGCCUGGGCGGAAAUGCUGCGAUUUGCUGAUCGCUUGUUUUACAAAGACUGGUGGAAUUGCACGACUUACCGUGCGUACUACCGCACCUGGAACGUCGUGGUGCACGACUGGCUCUACACGUACGUCUACAAGGACAUGUACGAAAUCGUGUCGCCGCGCAACAAAGUCCUGGCUACCUACGCUGUCUUCUUCAUCUCCUCUGUUUUCCACGAGUACAUACUAGCCUUCACCUUCCGCUUCUUCUACCCGGUGAUGCUUAUCAUGUUCGGCGGCUUAGGCUUCGUGCUGAUCUUCAACAAGCGCUCCGCAAGCAACGUCUUCAUGUGGACGAGCCUCUGCAUAGGCAACGGCAUCAUGAUCGGCUUGUAUGGGAUCGAGUACUACGCCAGGAUAAACUGUCUACCUAAUGACGACAAGUACCUGGACCUGAUCCUGCCGCGCAGCUGGUCGUGCCGGCCAGUAUCCGGCGGGUAGAACGCGUAGAAACGACACGAGAAAACGAACAAUAAUUUAAAACUCUGUCGCCUAUCAAACAAUUAGAUUAAUUGCGUUCGAUCGCCCGUGCGCGAUCAAUAUCCGCGCGUACGCACGGACUCUUAUUGGGGUUUUAGUUGGUUAUCUUUGAUAAAUACAUAGAUAUAUAUACCGGCGGCGAUGGUUGUCGCGUCUCUCGAGGUUCGACGAGAAACUUGACGGAAGAGCGAAGAAAGAGACGAGAAAGAAAACGAAGGAUCGCGGGCGUUCGUUCAAUUCAACCACGCAUAUCGAUGCAGUACCUUCAAUUUACACGUCUGAUAAAGUGUAGAAAUAGCGUGCCGACGGCGACGACGACUACACGCGGUUCGGUGUUUCGUCGCGCGACGUUCGGACGAUCGAAGAGCACGCGAACGAAUUACAUAUCUAACGAUCAACGUUAUCGCGAGAUGAGGUCUCCGUUUCGGAUAAGUGGUCGAAGUGGUCGCUGAGGGACGAGGAGAGACCAUGGCACGUCGGGGGGGUGGAUUAUUUGUAAAAAGGGAUAGUCUUUAUUAUCGAAGCCUACGUACGCGCCUCCCGAGCGCGGCGACGAGGACGACGCGACGAAGAUACGAGUGUGUGCGCGCGUGUCGUUCCUCUCCCCGUAUCUCUUGUUAUGAUACAAAUUUAAUUUACUGUCUCUCGCAUAUCUCGAUAAUAUAUAUACACUCUUUGUUUUUUUUUUCAUUUUUCCUCUCUCUCUCUCUCUCUCUCUCUCUCUCUCUCUCUUAUGUAACCUGUACACACAUACACACGCACACUUUUUGCAUCUCUUCCCUCGUGCGCGAUCAGCCGGCGCGUAUAGCGUCUCCCUCCUUCGUUACGCAUUAAUUCAUAUAUAUUUACACUGGUACGUAAUAAUAAUGACAAAUUCUCGUGCGAAUCCGCGAGAAUUCAGCUGGAGACGAAAGGGGAAAGACAGAUACGUCCCGCGCCUGUGUAUCGUGUCCGAACACCUUUUACUCUUGUUAUAUGCGGUACAACGUUCACAUACGCACGGCUUUUGAUUCCCGUCCGCCGAUCGUUGCUGACACGACGAUAAUCUAUCUAUGACUCUACGUGUUACGUUUCCCCGGGGGGUACGCACACAUACAUACACACGCACGUACAACAGCGACACGCACGCAUACACCCAUCCGCAAAAAUAAUCUGUGUAAUAAUCGCGGAGCGCAACUGUCUCGCCUCCGGCUUGCUUGUUUUACAGCUCUCUUACCUCCUUUCUUCCUACUAGAUCAAAAAAUAGAGAGAAGGCGAUUGUGUGUUUAA